Messenger RNA from Laetiporus sulphureus 93-53, 858 nucleotides. RefSeq lists its product as uncharacterized. Bases 1 to 858 code for a protein of 285 amino acids. The record is from RefSeq and is a predicted model, not a curated record. The transcript has 3 exons. Lineage: Eukaryota; Fungi; Basidiomycota; Agaricomycetes; Polyporales; Laetiporaceae.
AUGAUAAACUGGUUUCAUCGUCGUAGGGGUGAACGAGAUUACGUCUCGCUCUUGUACAAGACUACAAACUGUUACGCAAGUUGGGAUCCCCUACUCCCAGUCGAGGUCGGCGACUACGGCUACCUGCAGAAAGAUGGAUCCUUUGCGCCCAAAGGCAACAUUUUUAAGGACGGUCUUGCGGAGAGAUAUGAUAUCACGAAACAGGUCAGGGGAUGCGACCAAAUCCGGUGGGUUACUUCUGGAAACGCGAAGGAGGUAUCAUUUGACCCGAAUGUGAAUCUUUCAUUCGACACAAUUGCGGAUGCGCAUCUCAAAUACAAGUUCUCCUUCUCCGGCCAACGCGCCGCUCUGCUUGCGAUGUACGAGCCUCAGCUCACAAGCAUCACCUACCCCGCCCGCCUAUCUCGUCUGCUCUCCUCCCAGGAAUGGAAAAACCAAGUCAUCGUCUCCGAGGGCUAUACCUGUCGCUCCUACGCGCGCUUGCUCACAUGGGACAGGAAGCGUGAGGUCACAGUCGGUCUCGGCGCAUCUGCUCCCAUCAUCGCUGCACUGGGGUUUCCUGUGAGCGCUGGAGGAGGCAUCGAUCUGAGCUGGAAGACGAGCACACAUAGUUGCGAUUGGAAGGCGCGAGGUGUCCGGUUGCGAGAGAAGGAAGUUGCCGAGAAAGAAGCGAGACAGUUGUGUUAUCCUCUCUUCAAGUUGGUCGCCUUGCAUGCCCCGCCUGGGGUGCCCGCCUCAGGGCUGCGCGCCAGAGGAAAGAUCGAGUUCGAGCUUCCAGAUGCACCUCUUCCAUGGGAGAAUGAUGGCACGUCCCCUGGAUCUGAGCCAGACACAUCGGAUUCUUCAAACAGAGGAUAG